Argiope bruennichi is the source of this 6000-nucleotide messenger RNA. It is a transcript of the gene fus, whose product is annotated as RNA-binding protein fusilli-like. Bases 245 to 2242 code for a protein of 665 amino acids. The transcript has 13 exons. Lineage: Eukaryota; Metazoa; Arthropoda; Arachnida; Araneae; Araneidae. Gene Ontology annotation, biological process: regulation of RNA splicing. Gene Ontology annotation, cellular component: nucleoplasm; ribonucleoprotein complex. Gene Ontology annotation, molecular function: mRNA binding; 3'-5'-RNA exonuclease activity. The record is from RefSeq and is a predicted model, not a curated record.
CGACAACAGCAACCGAGCGAUCAGUGCUCAGGUUGAGGUAUAGGUUGAUGGUGUGUGUGUGUUGUGGUAUUGGUUUGGUCGCAGUUUUUUAGUGUUAUUUAUUUUUUACUUUUACCUCUCUCCCUCUCCCCCUGGCAUUCUGGCGGUCCCCGGGUAACAAGCACCAGGGUGAAGGUGUUAAUCACAUUUUAAUUCCGUUUUCGUAUUUAUUUUUUAAAACUAUAAUAAACAAACUCUUCUGGUGAUGGCAAAGUAUCUGGUUGCUAUCUAUACUGUGACUGCUGGGCUACACGAAGAGCUUGGAUGUGACGAACAAGAAAUCGUCCUCUUCUCUUGGGUGGUGGUAGACCUCACUAACACAAAGGUGGUGGCAGCACAGACUCACAUAGUCAAACCUCGUGGUUGCGAUGUCAACGAAAAUGCCCUCUCUGAUGGCUGCAAGACAGAGUUGGGACUCAGCGAAGAGCAGGUCAAAACAGGUCAGCCCCUGGAACAGGUUAUAGAACAGCUGGACCAAUUCAUUCAGGCAAAGCUGGGCCAUGAUACCCCAUUCCACUUUGUGACGGACGGUCAGAUCCACCUUCGACAGGUCCUCCACCCUGAAGCUUCUCAGAAGAACAUCAAUCUCCCACACUACUAUCACUCCUUCUUUGAUCUGCGGAAAGAAUUUCGCAAGUUUUACAACUCGGAAGAAAUCCACUGCAUCCAGGACAUGUUGAACUACCUAUCGAUGGAAUCGGAUGCUACAGCUGAAUUUUCAAUGCAACAAGUACAGAAUAUUGCCAAGAUCGUUCUACGAUUAGUACAAGACGGUCAUACUUUUGAAACACCAGAACAGAUAAAUAGUCAUCUCGAGCCUGGUAUAUGUACCAAGAACGAAGUGGUGGACAACAAUACAGUCGUCAGGGCCCGAGGUUUGCCGUGGCAGUCAUCCGAUCAAGAUAUAGCCAAGUUCUUCAGAGGCCUCAAUAUCGUAAGGGGAGGUGUGGCGCUUUGUCUUAGCCCUCAAGGUCGCAGAAACGGCGAGGCGCUUGUGCGUUUCGAAAGUCAGGAACACCGAGACAUGGCACUCAAGAGACACAAGCACCAUAUCGGGCAGAGGUACAUCGAGGUGUACAGAGCUUCUGGAGAAGACUUUGUCAACGUGGCCGGAGGCAACAAUAAUGAAGCCCAAGCGUUCCUAUCGAGAGGUGGUCAAGUCAUUGUCCGCAUGAGGGGUUUACCUUAUGAUUGCACUCCUAAACAAGUGCUGGCAUUCUUUGCAAGUGGAGAGAACCCCUGCGAGGUGAUGGAUGGCGAAGAAGGGGUCCUGUUCGUGAAGAAGGCUGACGGCCGAGCCACUGGGGACGCCUUCGUCCUCUUCCAGAGCGAAGAAAUGGCUGCCCGGGCUCUUCAGAAGCACAGAGAGGUCAUUGGAUCCCGGUACAUCGAGCUCUUUCGCAGUACCACAGCAGAGGUGCAACAGGUCCUCAACCGAUGCAUGGAUCCUAGAACUUACGAACAGCCACAGCCACUACUUCCCAACAUGCCACCUGUUCCAAUUCUCUCGCCACAGUUGCUACCCCCAGGAUCUCGCAAGGAUUGUAUUCGUCUGAGAGGUCUGCCGUUCGAAGCGCAAGUCGAACAGAUUCUAGAAUUUCUCGGAGAGCAUUCAAAGAAUAUUGUAUACCAAGGUGUUCACAUGGUCUACAAUGCACAGGGUCAACCAUCGGGUGAAGCCUUUAUCCAGAUGGACUCUGAACACUCCGCCUUCAUGGCUGCCCAGCAACGGCAUCACAGAUAUAUGGUAUUCGGCAAGAAACAACGUUACAUCGAAGUGUUCCAGUGUUCAGUCGACGACAUGACCCUCGUUCUUAACGGAGGGAUACCCGUGCAGAGGUCGCUCAUUUCUCCAGGUGGAAACAUGCUACCGCCACCCUAUGGUGCCUUUCCCUAUGUGCAAACUCCCCAAAUAUUGCCUGCCGUGGCGCCCCUCACUCCUAGGCUACCCGCUGCCUACUACUCCCCAGUGUUCUACUGGCCUUAUCCGAGUCCACCAGUGUCUCCUACCACAUACUACCCACACACCGGUACAACAGUGUUAACUACGGAGUGCAUUCAAGUCCAGCGCAACAGCGAAGUCCGGCCAAAUGGCGACGCAAUGGUCACUUUCCCUGCGGCCAGAAUAGAAGCGGAGAGGGCACUCCAAGAGAAGAACCGCCAGAACAUCAACAACCGCUACAUCGAGCUCUUCAUGGCCUAAAAACAAGAUUGGAAGUGCAUCAUCUGCAAUCGUCAAUGAUUGUGGACAUAAAAAAAACUAACAAACAAAUUACAUGCAAAGUAUUUUGUGCACGUGAUUUUCAUACACCAGUGACAUGCACCGAGAAGUCUUUCUGAAAAACUGUAGUUUUGUCUUUUUUUUUUUGUAUCGUUGUGCAACAAAAUCACGAAAUUUCCCGCUCUGUAUAGUGUACUAAGCAAGUCAUUUCUUAGCAGGGUGCAGUGGCAACAUGGGUCAGUUAAUCGUUUGCUUUUUGCAGAUUGGCCAUUUAUGCCUAUGCUUAUGACUAUCGAAGAUGAUGUAAAAGGUCCGAUUGCCAAUAGAAUCUCUUUUAGAGCAUUUUAUUAUUAUACUAUGUGCGUAAAUUAAUUUGAAAGAUGUUUCUGCGAUCCAAACCAACAGUGGGGGGGGGCGAUAUUGAAUUUGAUGUGAUAACAAUUGCGGAUGAUUUUAACCUUUCAUUCUUAAUAUAAAUAUGUAUUAUCAACACUGACAACUCCAAGAGAAGUGCAUUAAAGAUUCUUUUUGCUCUUAGUUUUUUUAGAUAUUGAAUUUUGUUUUAUGGUUUUGAUACCCUGAAUUUUUUUUCCAAAAAUAUUUCAUUUUAUGAACAUAAGUUAGGACUACACUCAAAUGCAAUACCGCAUUUAAAGAAUAGUACAUAUAAUAUCACUCCAAACUGAAAAUUUUGGACAUAAUAAAUAUAAUGCCAAAUCAAUAAUAUAUGUAUAUUAUAUUUAUUUAUAUUUCAUUUAAAUAAUAUACAAGAUCACAGUUAAGAGAUUCAAAUUAACAAAACAAUGGAAUAUUUAAGAGCAAAUAUAUCCAACUGAUUGAUUAGAAGACACAGCUUCCUGCUUUUAAAGCAUUACGUUUCUGCAACUCCUAUUGCCAUGCUCCCUGCUUAUUUAAAUCUGUUUUUAUUCUCUAACUUUUGUACUUUGUUUUAGUGUAACUAUGUUAUUACUUUUAAGAAACUUUAUGCAUGCAAUUAGUUUUUAUAACAGCAUCUGAAUAUAUAUAUAUAUAUAUUAUAAUCUGUUUGUUGACAUUGGCCACCCAGAACUUAUAUAUAAAAGUGGUGUGCACUUUUGUUAUUAAAAUGUUUAAUCGCAGAGAAUAGAAUGUAAUUGUUAACCAUAAUAAAAUCAGCAGAUAUCUGCAUUUCAGACAGUUAAACAACCAUCUAGAAAAAUUAAUUUGUAGAUCAUCUGCAUCUACUAAAUAUAAUCUCUCUUCUGAUUUUUUUUUUAAAAAAAAUCUGUGUUGUCUACUUUUGUAUAUGUCUAGUCUUUAUCUAGAUGGUUUGCAAUAUUUGUGUUUGUAUUUUUUUUUUUUUUUGCUUUCAACAUUUGACAGUAAAACUAAAUGUUAACUUUUGUACAGGAUCAUACUAUCCACAAGGCAUUUUUUGUUAAUGUUUUUGUAUUGUUUCAUUUGGAAAAUCUAGUUAAAUAAUCUGCUUGCAUGUAUUAAUCUUAUCGUCAGAUAUUAUAGCAGACCCUGAUAAAUUGUCAUGUUUGAUAUCCUUCCAGUAAGAAAUGUUACAAACUUUUAAAUGAUCUUCAGAAUUGAAAAUCUGAAAUGCUUCAGAUGAGUUAAUAAUUUAAUAUUUCAUAGUCAAUAGCUAAAAAUACCACUAAAUUUCUAUAUGAGGAUUGAAGUAGUAAUUCUUAAUUUCUGAGAAAUUUUAUAAAUUUACAAAUAACAUUUUAAUUUUCCAUGAUGUUAUAUUAUUUCAAAAAUAAAAUCUGAAAUAUUAAAAAAUUUAACCCUUUUCCCCCUUGAUAGAAGAUAAAAGUCUUUGCUAUAAUGGGACACUAAAACUAUUAGAACAUCAACAUACCAAAUGAGCCUCAGUGAGGUAAUUUCACUUCUAUUAUUGAUCAUCUAGUUAUUUAAAUCUUGCAGUGUGCUUUCAUAUUUCAGAAUAUCUAUGAUGACCAUUUUCAAUAAUAAAAAUAGAUUGCUGAUUAUUCGCAUUUGAAUUUUAAAUUACUUGACAAAUGCAGAACUUAUAUAAAUAAAAAAAAAAUUAAUUUCCAAAUUUAGAUCUUACAAACAAUUCCAAUUAGUGGCGCCAUUUUCGAACUGAUGAUUUUCAGAGGUCAGUCUAUAAAUGUAUGUAAAGCUUACGAAAUAGACAAGAAAAAGUAAACUAAGUAAGACAAUGUAGUAUUUUAAGCUAUCAUUUAUCCACAUUCUUCUCUGCAUGUAUUAUAUAUAAACAAAGUCUCUGUGUUGUCCUUUUUAUAUGCUUUUGUAUGCAGAUAUCUAUUUAGUGAAUGUAUUUUUGUGUUACCAAAUGAGUUUUUAUUUAUUAUAAGAGAGAGAUUGUGCGAAGAGUAACAAACAGGUGUUUUGUAGAACACCACUAUGCAUUCCAAGUGCCUUAAUUACUGUAUAUUCUUAUUCUGUAACUAUUUUUUUUUUUCUAUGUUAAUUGUUUGGCACAUGAGCUAUUGAUACACUGUAUAUAUAUAAAUAGAACACGGAACAUUAACAUAUCUGAAAAUAUAUAUAUAGGAGCAGGCAAUAUUAAGUUCCUCAACCUAAAUAUUAAAAAAAAAAAAUAGUUAUUGCAAUUGAAGAAGUGGAAUAUUUAUGUCAUCUCGCAAAAAACAAUGAAUUUUCAAAGGAAACGAGUCUCAAACCCAUGAUUUUCAAAUCACUAAUUUGAAACUGCAUUCAAAAUAAUAUAAGAUCAAUGAUAUGUUAAUAUUUCCAUCAUCUAUUUAUACAGUGUAACAAGCAAUCAAAUUUAUUUUUAUGUGUGCUUAAUAUUUGCUGUGUUUAUUAUUAUAUAAAUUUUUCAUAUAUAUUUCAGAAUCAAAAUAUGAAAUCCCUUUUUUUUCCUAGUGUAUUUUUAUCUAUUGCCAUUUAUUAACAUUGAAUAUUUUACGGCACUCCUAUAUAUAACUUGUUGAUACAGCAUGAUGUAAACUUUUUGAUAGUAUAAAUAGGAGAUGUGUGUAUUUUUAAGUCAUCCAAUUUGUAUAAUGUCAUUAGAGAACAAUUGUACUCAAUUUAGAUGGCAUAUUUAGCUAAUUGAUUAUGCACUUAAGAUCAUACUUAAAUUGUAUUUUAAUUCUGUAGUGCAAUAACAGUUAGAUGAGAAAAUUUUCUUUAACAUAUAUUACAUAUUCAUGAAAAUUAAUGGUGCUUGGCAAAUAAUUUCAACUCGUGCAUUUAAAACAAGAAAAAUAAAAAAAUAAUGCGUUUAAAAAGUUUUUCACAAGUUGGUGCUAAUAUAUUUUUAUCAACUGUAUUUUAUAACAGAAAAUAUUCUGCUUUUAAUGUCAACAAGUGCCUUAAUGAAAGAGUUUCCGCAAAUAUUUUUACAUAAUUUGCAAAAUUUUAAGACAAUAUUUACAGUGUACAAAAAAAAAAAAAAAAAAAAAAUCAUAUAUGGAUGUUAAUCAAAAUGAUUAUUAGUGUUUGUAUAAUGUUACUUUUAUGAUAUAAAUCAGAUGAUAGCAAUCAGUUAAUGGGCAAUGUGCAAAUAUUUAUUGAAUUAGCCCAAUUUAAAAAUUUUUUUUAUGAAAAUCAAAAUGAUUAUGACUUUUUGUUAAGGUCAUAGCCACAUCUCUAAUGUUUUUAUAGUGUUUUACACUGAAGUGAUUGUGUUGUAAUAUGUUGUGCCUUAAAACUGUACAUGGAUGUAUUCAUUUAUUUCUCAUUGCAUUAUAUCUUUGUCAUGUUGCUAAACAUUCCAAUAAAGUUUUAAGUAUAUUUAA